GCAUCACUCAGCUUCUCGAUGUGGCACUAGCCAGAAUAUAUCAAUUUAGUGAACAGAGUACUGUGCGCAGUUUUCAACGUAGAACGAAAAAUAUUAUAGUAAACUCGACGGAGUCAAUAAAAAUCUUUCGUAUUUCCUCGAUUGUCAGGAUGCUCUUUUUGAUAGGGCUGGGGUUUGGUGACUGCAAAGAUAUCACCGUAAGGGGCCUAGAAGCAGUUCGCCAAAGCAGCAAAGUCUACCUCGAAGCAUACACAUCCAUCCUUACGGUCGGUGCUGAGGAGCUGGAAAAAUACUAUGGAAAGUCAAUUAUACAGGCAGAUCGAUCGUUUGUCGAACAAAAGUGUGAUUCAAUGUUGCAACAAGCUCUCAUAGAAGAUGUUAGUUUUCUAGUUGUUGGCGAUCCACUCGCAGCGACAACACAUUCUGAUCUUAUUCUGCGCGCCAGGAAAAUGGGAGUCAAGACUCAGGUUAUUCAUAAUGCGUCAAUCAUGAAUGCGGUGGGAUGUUGUGGUCUGCAACUCUAUUCCUUUGGAGAGACCGUUUCCAUUGUACUCUGGCAAGACAAUUGGAAACCGACUAGUUAUUAUGAUAAGAUCGCUUCGAAUCGCCGUGCCGGGCUGCAUACACUGUGUUUGCUUGAUAUAAAAAUUAAGGAGCAGUCGUGGGAGAACCUAGCGCGAGCCCGUGACAUUUUUGAACCACCGCGCUUUAUGAGAGUCUAUGAAGCAGCACAACAGCUUAUAGAUAUCCUGGAUAUCCGCUCAGCCGAAGGCGCCACGGCGGACAGUUUAGCGUAUUCAGCUAAUAGUUUGGCAGUUGGUUUGGCAAGGGUAGGAACGGAUUCUCAACAAAUAGCUGCAGGGAGCUUGAGACAAUUGGCUGAUAGCGAAUUGACGUUAGGCAAGCCACUACAUUCUCUUGUGUUGCCCUCCGAGAAGCUUCAUCCAUUGGAAUGGGACAUGCUUGAGAUUUAUGCUAUUGACGAAAACUGGUUUUCUGAAAACAAGAGCAGAUACGUCAAGGACUGACUGUGGGCAGUCAGUGAAGACACUGGAAGACACUAGUGACCUUGACGACAACUACUGCAAGUAGCAGUGGGCCUAAUAUCAUCACGAUGACCGUUACAUGCUAGUACCUUAUUGUAAUGCAAAAGGCUGCAAUAAAUUUUCUGUUACGGUUCUAUCAAAA
Molecule: messenger RNA, 1188 nt
Organism: Varroa destructor (honeybee mite)
Lineage: Eukaryota; Metazoa; Arthropoda; Arachnida; Mesostigmata; Varroidae
Gene: Dph5
Product: diphthine methyl ester synthase
Biological process (GO): protein histidyl modification to diphthamide
Molecular function (GO): diphthine synthase activity
Source: RefSeq, a predicted model, not a curated record